This is a messenger RNA of Bactrocera neohumeralis, 1098 nucleotides long. RefSeq lists its product as uncharacterized. The record is from RefSeq and is a predicted model, not a curated record. Bases 1 to 1098 code for a protein of 365 amino acids. NCBI's taxonomy places the organism in Eukaryota, Metazoa, Arthropoda, Insecta, Diptera, Tephritidae. The transcript has a single exon.
AUGAAUGUAGAGUCACGUAUCUCCACAAUCAAAAAGAAAGGUUAUUGCUAUAACUGCUUGGCCAUAUCACUUAGCUACAAGAACUGUGUGAGUAAAUUCUCGUGUCGUAAGUGUCACAAAAAACACAAUACUCUGAUACACAGAGAGUCCAGCUUUCGACCUAAAUCCACUCCGGAAAUACCAAACGUCACUAGUUCGAACCCUGAAAACGCUUCAAAUACCGCAUUACCCACCCAAAACACAAAUAAUCGCCAAGCCUACACUACAACUAUACAGUCCAGUAAAUCAUCAACCCAAGACCCACUCAACCCAAGUAGGAAGCAGAUAUUACUCGGUACUGCAAUGGUUCAAAUAGAACAUAAUGGCCAGAGAUAUUCCGCGAGAGCUCUUAUUGAUUCUGGAUCGGAAGCCACAUUUAUAUCUCGAAGACUUCAGAGAAGUUUGGAUAUACCCACCCACUCUUUAUCAGCACAGUCAUUUAUACUAAAUAGCCUAACUGAUAAUUUACCCUCAUACCCCAUAGAUCAAAAACAGUGUCUUAAAAAUCUUGGAUUCACUUUAGCCGACACCCAAUUUCACAAGCCCAGAUCCGUGGAUAUGCUAAUCGGUAGUGAUAUCUAUCUAAGUAUUUUACUCAAUGGAGUAAAGAGAAACAUACUAGGUUCACUCUUAGCUCAAGAGACAGAAUUCGGAUGGAUAUCCGGACCCAUAACCCAACCCUCCCAAAAUUCCGCCAUAGUAUCGUUUCACAUUAAAAUGAACCCCGAGAAUCUACUCACACGUUUUUGGGAGGUGGAGGAAGUCCCAAAGGAAUCUGUAGUUUCCAAAUCGGACCAAAUUUGUGAGGAAAUUUUCCAAAAAACUACCCGUCGUAAUUCAGAUGGACGCUAUAUAGUAACCCUACCCUUCAAAGAACCCGACAGUACUGAUAUAGGAUACUUUAGACACAUAGUGUUGGCCCAAUUCCUCAGAAAUGAACGAGCUUUACUUAAAAAACCCGAAAUGAAAGCAGAAUAUGACAAAGCAAUUAUGGAAUAUUUGGAACUCGGACAAAUGAAGAAAGUAGAAUAUGACCGUUAUGGUAAAGCGAUCCAAUAG